AUGGGUGAUACCCACAAGGUGGAGAUCCCCAGAAGAGAGAUGGAGGUGGUCAAGGGCCAGAUGGUGGUAUUACAAGCCUGGUACAGCCCCAACUCAGACAUUUCUAAAAACUCCGUCCUCUGGCAGUUCAUGGGAAAUGAAUCCAAGCAGGUGAUAAACUACAGCUCAGGCGAGGUCGGGCACGGCCACAACGAGUUCACCAAAAGAGUGGGCUUCAGUGCAACCAUGCCCUCAGCCAACCUCUCCAUCUAUAUCAACAACACGCAGGAGUCUGACUCCGGACGCUACAUCUGCAGUGUCAUCAUCCUUAAAAGUCCUGGCAUCACCGGAGAGAUACACCUUAAUGUUAAAGUCCCUCCUUCUCCCCCAGUAUGCACCAUGACAGGGAACCCAGUGGUGAAGGGCAAUGUGACUCUGAGCUGUAAGUCCAGUCAUGGAAAACCCAUCCCUCAGUACAAAUGGACCAAAGCCGCACCCUUGUCUGAGGUCUUCUUCUCCCCAAUGCAGAACGAGAGACACGGAACCCUCCGGCUGAGCAACCUCACUAAAAGCAUGUCAGGGAAGUACAUCUGCCGAGCCAGCAACACUGCCGGAUCAGACACCUGCUCCAUUAACCUGGAGGUUAUCACUUCUUCCAAUGCAGGCAUGAUUGCAGCAGCUACACUGGGGUUGAUAGUGGGACUGGUGGCCAUGGUGCUUUUCCUCAUAUUCAUACUGAGGAGGAGGGGACACUGAGGAGAGAUAGCCAACGAGAUCAAGUGA
Messenger RNA from Micropterus salmoides (largemouth bass), 762 nucleotides. RefSeq names its product endothelial cell-selective adhesion molecule-like. Gene Ontology annotation, cellular component: adherens junction; plasma membrane. Gene Ontology annotation, molecular function: cell-cell adhesion mediator activity. The record is from RefSeq and is a predicted model, not a curated record. NCBI's taxonomy places the organism in Eukaryota, Metazoa, Chordata, Actinopteri, Centrarchiformes, Centrarchidae. The transcript has 6 exons. Gene Ontology annotation, biological process: homophilic cell-cell adhesion.